AGACCCUGUCCGCAGUCCCAGAGGGCCAACUCACACAUAAUCUUUUGUUGUUUUCUACUAGAAAAAAAUAUAUAUGGAAGGAGGAGAAGGAAGGAGGCAAGGCCACCCCCGGCUGAGAGGAGGGAGGAGGAGGGAGAAGGGAGACUACAGCCAUGGAUUCUCUCCUUCCCAGAUCCAAUCGCUGGCUGCCAUGUGCGAGGCUUUCGUACCAUCUCUUCCAAUGGAAGAGUUCCACGUCACAAGCGGCAAGGAGGACCCACCCACCAAGAGCCUCCAGGCGUUCUACCGGGCUUCCGGGUCUGAAUUCCCAAUGCCAGAUGAGGUUGCAGAGUUAAUGGUCAAGAGAGGCUUGAAAGAGGCUUUACUUUUGGUCAAAUUGGUAUUAUGGCUCCUUGCUACCAAGCUGGGCACACUUGUUCUCUGUAGGUCUCUGAGCCUAUGUGGGCGAUUCCCAUUCAUCAACAAGUUCUCAGACAUGCCUAUUGAGAAGAGGGAAGAGGCUUUUAAGAGAUGGAACAAGGAAAAUUUUUUUACACCUUUAAGGUUGGUUUUUGUAAUGGUCAAGGUCUUCUGCCUCUACAUCUUUUACUCCAUGACUAAUGAAAACUCAGAGAACCAGUCAUGGAAUGCAAUUGGCUAUAGCUUACCCAUUGUGGAAAAGCCACUAAAAUCUCAAACAGAGAGGCCUCUUGAGAAGGGUGUCAUAGAAACAAUGGAUCAAACCGAUUCAUCCCUUCUCCAGUCCCUCAGUAAGAAAGGUCUGGCAGUCUCCCAAGACCCAAUCCAAAACUUGUACGACAUUAAAUGUGAUGUCGCCAUAGUUGGUUCCGGCUGCGGCGGUGGCGUUGCUGCUGCAGUGCUCGCAAGCGCCGGUCACAAAGUUGUGGUCAUCGAGAAAGGCAACUACUUCACAUCAGAAGACUACACCUCCAUCGAAGCCCCAUCCAUGAACGAAAUGUACGAGUGCGGUGGAAUCCUUAGCACAACCGACGGGAAGAUGUUGCUCAUGGCCGGAUCCACUGUCGGGGGUGGCUCUGCUGUGAACUGGUCAGCUUGCAUCAAGACACCAGACUACGUCCUCAAGGAAUGGGCAGAAGAACACCAGCUUCCUCUCUUUGGGAGCACAGACUAUCUCUCAGCAAUGGACACAGUCUGUAAAAGACUUGGAGUCACGGAGAACUGCACUGAAGAAGGAUUUCAGAACAAGGUUCUUCGCAAAGGCUGUCGGAAUCUCGGUCUUCAAGUAGAUUCCGUGCCAAGAAAUGCUUCAGAGAGCCAUUUCUGCGGCAGCUGCAGCUAUGGUUGUCGAGAAGGAGACAAACGUGGGACCGAUACUACUUGGUUGGUCGAUGCUGUUAACUGUGGCGCCGUGAUCAUAACCGGAUGCAAAGCUGAGAGAUUUAUAUUGGAAGAGAACGAGCCAGGGAAGAAGAAGAAGAAGUGCGUGGGAUUGAUUGCCAAGUCUCUGAGCAGCAUGGUUACGAAGAAACUAAAAAUCCAAGCCAAAGUAACCAUUUCAGCAUGCGGUUCUCUCCUGACACCCCCACUGAUGAUUUCCAGCGGGCUAACAAAUCCAAACAUUGGCAAGAACCUCCACCUUCACCCAGUAGUUUUCGCAUGGGGCUACUUCCCGGAUUCGGGAUCGGACGAGCUCAAAGGUAGAGCUUUCGAGGGAGGGAUCAUCACGUCGUUGCACAAAGUGAAAGCAGCGGAGGAUUCGGAUUCGAGCUUGCGGGCAAUCAUCGAGACGCCGGGGUUGGGGCCUGCGGCCUUCGCCGCGCUGGUCCCGUGGGUGUCGGGACUGGAGACGAAGGAGAGGAUGACGAGAUACAGCCGGACGGCGGUUCUCUUCGCAUUGGUAAGAGAUCGCGGCUCGGCGAAGGUGGAGAGGGAGGGGAGGGUGAACUAUCGGUUCGAUCGUUCGGACAGGGAGAAUUUGAGGGUGGGAUUGCGGAGGGCGCUGCGGAUUUUGGUGGCGGCGGGUGCGGUGGAAGUGGGGACCCACCGGAGCGACGGGCAGAGGAUAAAAUGCAAGGGGAUGAAGGAGGAGGAGUUGGAGGAGUUUUUGGAUGGGAUUCGCACGGUGGGAGGUCCGAUGUCCAAGAGUGAAUUGUGGACCAUGUAUGCCUCAGCUCAUCAGAUGGGGAGCUGCAGGAUGGGAGUGAGCGAGGAGGAGGGUGGGGUGGAUGAGAAGGGGGAGAGUUGGGAGGCACAGGGGCUGUUUGUGUGUGAUGGGAGUGUGCUCCCCACUGCUGUUGGGAUUAAUCCUCUGAUCACCAUCCAGUCCACUGCCUACUGUCUCUCCAAGGGGAUUGCAGAGUCCUUGAAGAGAGGGUCUGAAUGAGAGAGAGAGAGAGAGUUAUUAUGGAUUGAUUUGGUUAUCUAUGAUCUAUAUAUUAUAAAUUUGAAAUAUCUAUCAUGGUUACCGUCUCUUA
Elaeis guineensis (African oil palm) is the source of this 2435-nucleotide messenger RNA. RefSeq names its product long-chain-alcohol oxidase FAO2. Lineage: Eukaryota; Viridiplantae; Streptophyta; Magnoliopsida; Arecales; Arecaceae. Gene Ontology annotation, molecular function: long-chain-alcohol oxidase activity; flavin adenine dinucleotide binding. The record is from RefSeq and is a predicted model, not a curated record.